AUGGACCUGUUUACACAGGCUUUAGACUAUUGGUUUAUUCCCAUCUAUUCAGAAGAGGCUCAUUCUGUAAAUCCGUCUAGUGUUGAUGAAAACAUUGACUCGGAGACAGAGAAAGACUCCCUCAUCUGUGACAGUAAAGUCCUCCCCAGUAAAGCCCCGCUCCCGUCUGCUCUCGAUGAGUAUGAGUUCAAGGACGAUGAUGAAGAAGAGUUAAGUAAAAUGAUUGAUGACAGGCACAUUCUAAGGAAAGAACAGCGCAAAGAAAACGAGUCCGAAGCAGAAAAGAGUGGUUUGUUUGCAAAACAGGAGAAGGCCUUCUAUUCCAAAUCAUUUAAAACUAAAAAGCAGAAGCCGUCUAGGGUUCUGUAUUCCAGUACUGAAAGUUCUGAUGAAGAUGUUCUUCAGAACAAAAAGAUUUCUACUGCAUGUUCUGUCCCUGAAACAUCAAAUUCUGAUAUGCAAGCCAAGAAAGAAUAUGAAUAUAAACAGAAAGGCAAAGUUAAAAGAAAAUUAAAAAAUCAGAAUAAAAACAAAGAGAACCAAGAAUUGAAACAAGAAAAAGAGGGGAAAGAAAACACCAGAAUAACAAACUUGACAGUCAAUACUGCACUGGAUUGUUCAGAGAAAACCAGAGAGGAGGGCAGUUUUAGGAAAUCUUUUAGCCCAAAAGAUGAUACUUCAUUACACUUAUUUCAUAUUUCCACUGGUAAAUCUCCCAAACAUUCUUGUGGAUUAAGUGAAAAACAGUCAACACCGCUAAAGCAAGAACAUACAAAAGCAUGUAUUUCACCAGGGAGCUCUGAAAUGUCGUUACAGCCUGAUCUUGCUCGAUAUGAUAAUACAGAACCUGAAUUUUUGCCAGAAAGUUCAAAUAUAAAAUCUUAUAAGCAUAAGGAAAAAAACAAACAUCAGAAAGAUUUCCACCUAGAAUUUGGUGAAAAAUCAAAUGCCAAAAUAAAAGAUGAGGAUCAUAAUCCAGCAUUUGAAAACUCAGAGUGCACGCUGAAAAAGAUGGAUAAGGAGGGCAAAACACUAAAAAAACACAAACUGAAACAUAAAGAGAAGGAGAAGGAAAAGCACAAAAAGGAAGUUGAAGGGGAAAAGGACAAAUACAAAAAUAAGGAAAAUGCUAAAGAGCUGCAGAGGAGCGUUGAAUUUGACAGAGAAUUUUGGAAAGAGAAUUUUUUUAAAAGCGAUGAAACGGAGGAUCUCUUUUUAAGUAUGGAACAUGAAUCCCUAACAGAAAAAAAAUCAAAACUUGAAAAAACCAUGAAAGAUGACAAAUUAACUAAGGAAAAACAUGUCUCAAAAGAGAGGAACUUUAAAGAAGAACGGGAAAAGACUAAAAAGGAAAAUGAAAGAUCUCUUAGGGAAGAAAAGCUGAAAGAAGAAAGAGACAGUGUACCCACAGAUAAAGAAGUAGAGUGUGGUUCUGUGGGGGCCAGUGUAAACCAGGACUCGGUAGGGCUACAUUCCAUGGAAAAGGACGUAGACAUUGAAAAACAAGAAAAGCAUACAAAAGAAAGGGAGAAAUCAGACAGACGAUUUCAAACUAAGGAAAAAGAGGUUGACAAGACUGAACGAAAAUUUUCUGAAAAAGAAAAGAAGAUAAAACAUGAACAUAAGUCAGAAAAAGAGAAAUUGGAUUUUAGUGAAUGUGUUGACAGAGUAAAAGAAAAGGACAAGUUAUAUUCACACCAAACAGAAAGGGGUCAUAAAGAAGGGGAGAAAAUAAAAAACACUAUUAAAAAAACUGAUCACAGAGAGAGGAACAGAGAAAAAAUGGAUAGAAAGCAUGACAAAGAAAAACCCGAAAAGGAGAGGUGUUUAGCAGAAAGCAAAGAAAAGCACUUAGAGGAAAAAAAGUCUGAUAAUAGUGAGUAUACUAAAUCAGAAAAGGUCAGAAAUAAAGACAGGGAAGGAGAGAAGAAGGAAAAAUUUAGAGAUAAAGAAAGUAUAAAUGUUACUAACUCUAGACAUUUGCAAGAAGAGAAAAGGUCAAGUACAGGAGAUAGUAGUAGUAAAAUCCAGCAUGAGAAAACUAUGUCCCUUAAAGAAAAGGCAAGGGAUGAACCUUUGAAAACUCCAGAUGGAAAAGAGAAAGAUAAAAAAGAUAUAGACAGAUACAAAGAACGAGACAAACGUAAAGAUAAAAUCCAACUAAAUACUUUAAUCAAACUAAAAUCUGAAACAGAUAAGCCUAAACCUAAGUCAUCACCGGCAUCGAAAGACAUCCGACCUAAAGAAAAGAGGCUAGUCAAUGAUGAUCUAAUGCAGACAAGUUUUGAACGGAUGCUCAGCCUUAAAGACCUAGAGAUAGAACAGUGGCACAAAAAACAUAAGGAAAAAAUUAAGCAAAAAGAAAAAGAGCGAUUAAGAAAUCGUACUUGUUUAGAACUUAAAGUAAAAGAUAAAGAAAAAACAAAACAUACACCCACUGAAUCAAAAAAUAAAGAAUUUACCAGGUCAAGAAGUUCAGAAUUGACUGAUGUUUAUAACAAGGAGAAAUAAUCUAAAGAUGUUGGAAGUAAUAGAUCACAAUCUGUUGACACCAAAAAUGUACUGAAUUUAGGGAAGUCAUCUUUUAUUUCAGAGAACAGCUCAAACCGCUCUCCUAGGUCAGAAAGUGAGAGGCUGGGUCUGAUGACUCGAAACAAAUCGAGCACAAUGGUAAAUCAGAGCAAGCAGAUUGUUGCUGGCUGUACACUUCUGCCAGAAAAAGACAAUGACUCCUCCCCUAGGGGAAGAAUAAGGCUCACUGAAGAAGACGAUCCCCAGAUUCACCAUCCCCGGAAAAGGAAAGUGUCACGGGUCCCUCAGCCUGUGCAAGUGAGUCCUUCUUUACUACAGGCAAAGGAGAAGACGCAGCAGUCUCUAGCAGCCAUCGUUGAUUCUCUGAAACUAGAUGAGAUUCAGCCAUACAGUUCUGAGAGAGCAAAUCCGUACUUUGAGUAUUUGCACAUAAGGAAAAAAAUUGAAGAAAAACGCAAAUUAUUAUGUAGCGUUAUUCCUCAAGCUCCUCAGUAUUAUGAUGAGUAUGUAACAUUUAAUGGAUCAUAUCUCCUGGAUGGAAACCCCUUAAGCAAGAUUUGUAUUCCUACAAUUACACCACCACCUUCGCUGUCAGAUCCACUUAAAGAGCUCUUUCGGCAACAGGAAGUAGUAAGAAUGAAACUACGUUUGCAACAUAGUAUCGAAAGGGAAAAACUUAUUGUAUCCAAUGAACAAGAAGUUCUGCGAGUCCAUUACAGAGCUGCGAGGACACUGGCCAAUCAGACGCUGCCGUUUAGUGCUUGCACCGUCCUGCUGGAUGCAGAGGUGUACAACGUGCCCUUGGACUCACAGUCUGAUGACAGUAAAACUUCUGUGAGAGAUCGAUUUAAUGCAAGACAGUUCAUGUCCUGGUUACAAGAUGUGGAUGAUAAGUUUGACAAACUAAAGACCUGUCUUUUAAUGAGGCAGCAACAUGAAGCUGCAGCGUUAAAUGCCGUCCAGAGACUAGAAUGGCAACUCAAGCUCCAGGAACUCGAUCCUGCCACCUACAAGUCUAUCAGUAUUUAUGAGAUCCAGGAGUUUUAUGUUCCCCUGGUUGAUGUUAACGAUGAUUUUGAAUUGACUCCUAUAUAGCAGUGGGUACUUGCCUGGGUAUCAUCCUAAACUAACGAUACAAGAGUUACACUGUGGAAUACUGCCUUUAAGAAAAACCCUGAUAAUACGCCUUUACAGUUGUUAGUGAAGUUAACUAAAGUUGGUUAUGUAGUGAACACUGUCAUUUUAUAAAAAUAAAGAAAAAUAUUUUGGAUCUUAGGUCCAAAUACAGUUUCUAACAGAAAACUAUUAUUUAUAUUCAUCAAAGGUAACUAUUGCAUUAGAAAAUGUUGGCAAGCUGAGUAGAUCUUUAAAAAGUUGAGAAAACCUGUUAACAGCGCUGGAAGUUGUUAGCACUCCAAGUAACAAAAUAACCAACCACAAGUACUCAGAUCUCUUGCGGGUUUUAUUAAAAGUACAUGAGUAAACACAAAGAUCCAAUUCCUACCAAAUAGUUUCUAAUGCAGAAGAAAAAUCUUGGCACAAAAUUCCUCAGUUUAUUUUAUCUGUAAAUUAAUUGUACAGUUUUCUUUUUUGAAAGUUUUAAUAUUGUCUUCCUUUUUAAUAACUUAUUUUAUACAUAUUGUACAUCUUGUAAUUAAUGGUCAAUGUAUACAAGGGACUGGCCCUCAAAACUGUACACAGAGAUGACUGUAAAACUGUCUGUUCGUUGGACCAAAGUUGUCGUUGUGGAGUGUCAUAGCAGUGUGUUCAAAUAGUGAACCUUUGACUAGGCAUGCAUGGGUUUGAGCUAGCUUGUGUCCAUCCCAUAACUGUCAAGAUGGUGGCUUAGUUGUGUCGCAUGCUUCCUAUAAUUUAAUUCUUUUCUGUAACUGACGCCUGAGACAGUGUGAGACUUCUCUUCCCAGUUUCCUGCAAGAAAACCGGGGACUUUGUGUGUGGGGCACACUGAUCAGAAUGUCAUCAGAGAAGCAGGAGCUCUCUUCCGUCUCACUGGAGAACAACAACCAAUGCCUUUGAAUGGAAAUUCUGAAAUUGUAAAUGUCUAUUUUAAUACUCAACUAUGAAAGAAUCUGUGAAUAUAUGUAAAUAUGUUUAAUAAAUUUUAUUGGUCAUGUUAAAUCAUUGUAAACUUUCUUACAUUGCUUAAAUUUAAUCUUUUAAGCUUAAUAGCCUUUGCACUUUUAAAAUAACAAUUGAAUGCUCAGAUCAAAAUAAGAUACUUGGUAGUCAAAAUAAAUAAAAGACUUAGGAAUAUUCCAGCCCUUGAAAUGUUCAUGAAGAUUUUAUUAAUAUGUUGUAUUUUUCCUUGUAUCAAGAUGCAAAAUGUGUAAUUUGCAAAUUUUCAUAAUUGAAAUAAGAUUUGGUAUGCUUUUUAUAGUAAAAUAAUGAGCAAUAUACUUAGAACAAUUUCUCCUAUGACGUGAUGUAGAUUAGAUAUUCAGGAAAACUUUAGAUAAAACCUGCUGCUGAACUUGUAAAACAUUUGGAAAGGAAAAUUAGAUUAAUCUAAAAUCAUCAUAAAUAGGAUAAAUAUUUGUGAACGUUGCCUUGAAUUAUGAAAUAAUACCAGAUAUUUCCUAUUUUGAUAGGGAAAGGUAAAAAAUACGAAUUAAAUGGUUUAAAUUCAGCUCACAAGUUGGAAAUCCCAGCUAGUAAAAGAAAACAUUGGGUUUUCAGUGCAAAGGUACAUAUUAAGCUUAGGGAUUUUUGAAUUUUUACAUCAAUUUAUAUUUUCAUUCUUACUGUACUGGCAUGCGCAAUAAAGCAGCACAUGUGAAAAAUAUACAGUGCGAGGAUUAGUAAAGGUUGGACGUAGUUUUCCUUAGAAAUUUAGAUGAAAGACUUUGGCCUUUUCAUUGAAUAAAUGGGGCCAGAAAGGCAGGGUAGACUGAAGCACUGGUUUUUGUUGAAGUUGUGUUUAUUAAGGCUGGGAACAUUGGAAGCUAAUUUAUAAAAGCAAUACUUUUUAAUACAAAAACAACUUAAUGCAAAGUUUGUUUAUUCUUUAUCCUAGAAAGGAAAUUUGUUGAGCUCAUGUGGCAAAUAACAAAAAUUAAACAGGAUUAUGGAACGUUCAAGAGAGCAAGAGAAAAGUAAAUCUGUAGAGCACUUUGUUCUGAUGGCUCAGCUGUUGGGGCACGGGGCUGGGGGGGUACUGACCAAACAGAAGGAGCUGUUGGGGGGGGGAGGGGGAGAAAAAGAGAAAACAGCUUCUUGUAAGCAGGGCCCUGCAGGUGCAGCCCUCAGUCAGCCCAGCUUUCUAGUCCUGCCACAGUGCUCACUCUUUCCAUGGUAGCUCAGACAGCUGGAGCCUCUGCCACACUCCUGCUAUUAAUGCACUUCCUCUGCACGCCCGCUGCCGCUGCUGCCGCCGCCGCCGCCGCCGCCGGGAGAGCUAAGUCACUGCGCCUCAUAGGAAGUGUGUGAGUUAGUACAUAGUUAGAACUCUCGAUGUUAGAGACUUUCUGAAGGUCGAAAAUACUAGAGGGAAAAAUCUCAGAAUGGAUGCCUAAAAAUAUUUGGGUUCUCAAAGAAAAAUAAGGAUGCUGAAUUUAAUCAGUGAUUCUUUUUAAACUCUUAAACAUCAUGAACAAGAUAUUAAAUUGUACCUAAGGAUUUGUAUUUCUUUAAGUCUUGUUCUAAAUCAUAUCUGUUUAAUAAAUGACUAGUUAAUAUUUGUGCAUGUUAUUUAAUAAAGAGUUAUAUUUUUAUAGAAAAAAAUAAGAGUGAAAUGUGUGCUAAGUGUUUUUGACUUACUGUCCCACUCCUGUAUAGGUAAGUGAAGCACCAGUGUUUACUUGGGCCUCCAGCAAGGUUGCAGAAGUACUCACCUUGUGGAAGCAAUCCCUUUCAAAUCAACUGAGCAAGGAGAGGUCUCACAAAUGAAUUGUAAGCAGGAGGCACGCUGCACAAUUCCCAAAGCCCCAUGCACCUCGUUUGAGUGGCACUCGGCAUUCUAGUGGUCUAGGAAACAAGGCAGGGUGAAAUGGUUUCCUCUCCUUUUCAAAAGGUUAGCAAUGUCUUUAACUCUACCUCUGCUGCUCUGGCAUAUAAAUUCCCAAAACUUUACACAAAGGCUGUUGACUAGUUAAAGGAAACAUUUCACCAUUAAAAAACAAAAAACAAAAAAAAAAAAACAACUUUUUUUUUUCACCAGGCAGAUGGUUCAUGCCUGUAAUCCCAGCAUUUGGGAGACAGAGUUCAGUGCCAGAUUGGACCGUUAAUGAUACCCUGUCUCAAAACAACAAUAAAAUCAGCAAAUGUUUCAAACCCUUAAGGCAAGAAGUCAAAAAAAAAAAAUAAUAAUAGUCUUUGGAGAUGUGUGUGGAGUUCAGUGGUUCAAACUUCCUUUUGAGGCAUGGUCUCACCAUGUAGCCUUGGCCAGCCUGGUACUGGCUAUGUAGACUGUAACUCAGAAAUCCACCUCCCUCUGCCUCCCAAGUGCCAGGAUUAAAGAUGUGCACCACCACACCCAGCUAAAGUUUCUUGUAAUUCAUUAUCUUGGAAGUCUUGUAGUACUUCAGAGGAAAUUUAAGACCCCAUAGAAAUAGUCACCUGAAUUUUUUCAAUCAUGAAAACUAGGGUUCAUAAAAGAAACUCAGCCAUAUAAAGUAAACAAUCAUUAAACUGUUCUAACUAUAGAAUUUUAAGUAUUAGCACAAAAGUAGCAAGUACAGCUGGAAGAUUGGCCAGGUUUCUCCUGUGAGUAAAUAUAUACAGUAUUGAUGGUAAUAUAAUUUUUGGUCAUGAGACACACUUCCAUCAGAGGAAAUUAUGUGAAGGUUUUUAUCCUAAGUUAGGCAGUCUCUGCUCACAUUAGGAAUCGGUGUUCUUACAUGAAAACCUAGGAAAGCACAUUUGUCUUAUUUAAGUACAUUUUUAAAAAGUGGUUACUUUAUCCAAAUCUUCAGCUAGCACCAGAUAAAAAGCCUUUAUGUAGCUAACCCCCCCUCGCUCUUUAGAACAAUGUUACACACCGAGGACAGGUUCACAGAUUAAUAGUCAUCACUUGUCAUCCCUCAUUCAGCGUUACGUUUGUUAGUAGUUUUUAAAAGAUGGUUCUGCUUUAGAUCCAAGUUUUUAAACAAUCCAGACCUAAGUAAGCCGUUUGAUAACUCCUUGUUACAAGUACCCAAAUCAACACAAAGUUUUCAUCACCCCAGAGAGUCCCUCAUGCCUCAGCCCAUGCUGUUUCCCCAAGAGGCAACCAGUGGGCUGCCUGCCUUCACUCUGUUAGUCCCACCUAGUCUCAAACUUCGUGGAAGUGAACUCAUGUAGCAUAUACCUGUGUCUGCCUUCCUUCUUAAGCAGAUUUUGGAAUUCAUAUGUGUUUCGUAUAUCAGUAACAAGUAGUAAUUUUUACCGAGUAGUGUAAUUGUACAAAUGUGUUCUCGUGUUCUUAGUGUUCGGAUUGUUUACAGUUGGGAUAUUGUGAAUAAAACCUAUGGACAUGGAAACCUUCA
This is a messenger RNA of Peromyscus maniculatus bairdii (prairie deer mouse), 8015 nucleotides long. Lineage: Eukaryota; Metazoa; Chordata; Mammalia; Rodentia; Cricetidae. The record is from RefSeq and is a predicted model, not a curated record.